Messenger RNA from Dentiscutata heterogama, 412 nucleotides. NCBI's taxonomy places the organism in Eukaryota, Fungi, Glomeromycota, Glomeromycetes, Diversisporales, Gigasporaceae. The record is from the annotation of a GenBank genome assembly.
CUACGAUAUAACUUCUCGUAUUGGAUAUACCCUUUCAAUAAAGAUCAUAGAUCCUAGAUAUAACAUUACCAAUCAAACCGAUUACAUGGAGAUGAUUGCAUAUGAUAAACAAUAUGAUUUAAAUAUAAUGCCAUUAAGUGGACAACAAAUACAAUUCGAAGAAACACUUACUCUGAAGAACACGUAUUUUUUUGGGCAACCUAGAAAUGACAUAGCUCGCUAUGAUUGGGUAUUUGAUAGGUGCAUUAGGCACGCAUUGGUUCCAGAUGUCUUAAGUUACUUUGGUAGACAAAAAUAUACUGAUAUACCUUAUCUUGACUCACAUAUAUCGACUGUUUCGACUGCGAAUUCGGAUCUUCGUAAGAAUAUUCUCAUUAAUGAAUCAUGGUUUAUUACUGUACUUGCUUUUUAA